AUGCUUCGUAGUUUCGGGGUCUCACCGUCUCAUGGUCCUUCGCGAAUAUUAUGUAUCCGUUGUCGGCCUGUUGAGGACACGAACUUGCAAAGCAAAUCGAAUCACAAUCUUAACAAUGUUAUUGGGGUAGGCUUCACUCUCGACAGCCAUGGAUUUCAGCUCUAUCGCCACACUAGCCAAUUAGUGGACUUUACAAGUGAUCAACGAAUAAAAGACGUUUAUUACCCCGAGAUCGAAAAGCUUCUAUCGCUAGUCACCGGUGCCUCACGCUUGCACAUUUUCGACCACACCAUUCGGAGACCGAAUCCCUCAGCCGCGCACUCUGAUGACGAACGCCGACCAGUGAAAAGAGCUCACAUCGACCAGUCAGAGUGGGGGGCUAUGAACCAAGUCAAACGUCACUUAGGCGAAGAAGCGUCUCGACUAUUGCAAUCACGAUUUCAGGUUAUCAACGUUUGGCGCCCAAUCAAGACGAUCUACAAAGAUCCUCUCGCGGUUUGCGACUCUCAUUCGGUGUUGGACACAGACAUCUUGCCAGUCAAGCUCAUUUACCCGGACUGGGUAGGCGAACCAUGUACAAUUCUUCCCAACAGCAGGCAUCGCUGGUACUAUAAAAGCUUUCAAACACCAGAAGAGGUGAUGCUUAUCAAGUGUUAUGACUGGAAGGCGGAUGGGCGCGCUCGCAGGGUUCCGCACGCCGCAUUUACGGAUGCGGGAAUGGUUGACAAAGACCCAAGACAGAGUAUCGAGGUCAGAGUGCUUGUUUUCCAUGAGGAAGACGUGAGUCAAGUCUAA
This is a messenger RNA of Colletotrichum acutatum, 795 nucleotides long. RefSeq lists its product as uncharacterized. The transcript has 3 exons. NCBI's taxonomy places the organism in Eukaryota, Fungi, Ascomycota, Sordariomycetes, Glomerellales, Glomerellaceae. The coding region runs from base 1 to 795 and encodes 264 amino acids. The record is from RefSeq and is a predicted model, not a curated record. Gene Ontology annotation, molecular function: oxidoreductase activity.